GGACGCAGAAAAAAAAAGAAGGAACAGAAGAGCAGCAGCUCUGUCCGUCCGUCGCGCGCUGAUAAGCAGCAGAGACCGAAAUGGACGCAGCCAAACGGAUCCUCGUGCUGAUUUUGACUUGUUCGCUCGGACCGAUGUUAUCGGUCCAGAUGUGUGACAUCAUGCUAGACCUGGAGAGGGAGGAAUAUGAGUGUCUGGCCAACUUGGAAAAUGUCACAUCAGGCUGCAGCAGUAAAUGGGAAGUUGCUUGCUGGCCGUCGGCUAACGUUGGACAGCUGGUCACCAUCCCCUGCCCCAGUUACUUCAGCCAUGUCAGUGACCAAAAAGGUAAUAUAACAAGGACAUGCACCAUGGACGGCUGGACAGAUAUAGACCCUACUGUUAUUGCACGGAAUUGCGGCUAUAGCCUGAAUUUCACAGAUGAAAAUGUGGGGGAAUUUCUGGGCUUGGUGAGGAUUGGCUACACCAUUGGUCACAUCGUGUCUCUGAUCUCCCUCAUUAUCGCCAUCUUUAUUUUGUGCUUUUUCAGGAAACUCCACUGCACGAGAAACUACAUCCACAUUCACCUAUUCCUGUCCUUCACUCUGAAGGCGGUUGCGGUUAUUAUGAAGGAUGUUGUUCUGUAUGAAGUGGAGGAGCCAGGCCACUGCGAUCCAGGAUCUGUGGGAUGUAAGGCAGCGAUGGUGUUCUUCCAGUAUGGAAUCAUGGCCAGUUUCUUUUGGCUGCUGGUGGAAGGCCUCUACUUGCAUGCGCUCCUUGCUGUCUCCUUCUUCUCCCACAGGAAGUACUUCUGGUGGUACAUUCUGAUUGGCUGGGGAGUCCCUGCGGUCUUCAUCACCACAUGGAGCAUUACAAAAGCUUACUUACAUGAUGUUGGAUGCUGGGAUAUUAUUGAUGAUAAUCUCUGGUGGAUCAUAAGAACUCCUAUUUUGUUAAUAAUCCUGAUGAAUUUCAUUCUCUUCAUCUGCAUCAUCCGGAUUCUCCGGCAGAAAAUAAACUGCAGGGACAUUGGCAGGAAUGAAUCAAACCAAUACUCGAGGUUGGCAAAAUCAACUCUCCUUCUGAUUCCCCUGUUUGGAAUAAACUACAUCAUCUUCGCCUUCAUGCCUCAUCACAUACAGUCUAAUGUGCGGCUGGUGUUUGACCUUAUCUUGGGUUCUUUUCAGGGCUUUUGUGUCGCCGUCCUGUACUGCUUCCUAAAUGGAGAGGUGCAGUCUGAGAUUAAGCGUAAAUGGCGGCGGUGGCACAUGCAGAGGUUUCUGGGAACGGGCACUAAGUACCAGCAGCCGUGUCUGGCCAGCAACGGCAACCACUCCAGCACUCAGAUCACCAUGCUGACCAAAUGCAGCCCCAGCACCCACCGGGCAUCAGCCUCCCAGGACGACUUCUCCACCAUCUGAGCUGUGCGAGAGCAGAGAACAAGAUCCAGGAGCCGGUCCCGAUACACACUUCUUCAGCCAAAACCAGGGUUCCAUUAUCA
This is a messenger RNA of Colossoma macropomum (tambaqui), 1480 nucleotides long. RefSeq names its product vasoactive intestinal peptide receptor 1a (gene vipr1a). The record is from RefSeq and is a predicted model, not a curated record. The transcript is spliced from 13 exons. Gene Ontology annotation, molecular function: G protein-coupled peptide receptor activity; peptide hormone binding; vasoactive intestinal polypeptide receptor activity. The coding region runs from base 81 to 1400 and encodes 439 amino acids. NCBI's taxonomy places the organism in Eukaryota, Metazoa, Chordata, Actinopteri, Characiformes, Serrasalmidae. Gene Ontology annotation, cellular component: plasma membrane. Gene Ontology annotation, biological process: adenylate cyclase-modulating G protein-coupled receptor signaling pathway; cell surface receptor signaling pathway.